Hydractinia symbiolongicarpus is the source of this 5890-nucleotide messenger RNA. RefSeq lists its product as uncharacterized. The coding region runs from base 51 to 4955 and encodes 1634 amino acids. Lineage: Eukaryota; Metazoa; Cnidaria; Hydrozoa; Anthoathecata; Hydractiniidae. The record is from RefSeq and is a predicted model, not a curated record. Gene Ontology annotation, cellular component: cytoplasm. The transcript has 22 exons. Gene Ontology annotation, molecular function: phosphatidylinositol binding; protein kinase binding.
UAUUUUGUUUUUAUUAAUAGAAAAAUAAUAAAAAAACAUGAAAACGUGCAAUGGCAGAGGAAACAUUCAAUGAUGAAACAUCACCGCUAGAAUGGAGUAAUUAUCUGCCAGAUGCGCAUCAUAAUUUAUGUGUAAAAACAAAUAGGACUGUAUCCUUUAAAGAACAAAUACCACCCAAAGCAACUGAACAUGACUUAACAAUGGAAUUCCUAACAAAAGAACAAAAGAAGAACAAGAUUCGAAACAUUGCUAUUAACGAUUUCGAAAAAGUUGACAAAUAUGUUGUGUAUAAAAUUGAAGUCCACAUUCAAGAAUGUAGCUGGGUGGUUUCUCGACGAUAUCGAGAAUUUCAUAGACUCCAUGAAGAGCUUGUUCAACUUUGCGGCCUAGCAUGGGAGCUACUACCACCAAAGAAAAUCGUUGGUAACUUAAAUCCAUCCCAUAUUGAGAAACGGAAAAAGUUGUUGGAAAAAUAUUUGAAAACAGUGUUGCAUACUUUGGUUGAUAUUCCAAUACCACUGGUUGAAUUCUUAGAAAUAGAUCAAUUUGAUGUUAACACCGUAUGCAACCAGUUGGCUGGCGACCUCUUUGAAAUUGGUGAUGAGUUGCUGGCUAAGAAAUUGACGUUCAAAAUUACUCCACUACAAAUACAUUGUAUCAACCGGAGACUACUGCUGCCAUUACCAACAUGUGAGGGAAGUAAUCCAAAAGCUGACAUUGGCCAUCUUUAUUCUUUCAUACAACAAGUACCAAAAAUUCUUGUUUAUCCAGGCGAUGAAAAUCAUAUGUUUAUUGGACAGAACAAUCUAAAUUAUGAUUUAUCCAUCUUUAAAUCACUGCAAUACCUGGAGGUACAGAAAUGUGAUAUUGAGUUGAUGGAGGGAAUCGAAUCCAUUCAGAAGAACAUGAUCGAACUUCGCGCCCACAAAUGCUUGCAGCUUUUAAAAGACUUUUUGAUUGGUAGUGACAGUUGGACACAAGGUGUGUUGAUGACAGUGAGUUCUGGUAAAGAAGCACACAGUGAUGUAGUCAGUCAAUUCCAAACAUGGGAUAAGAUACAAAAAGCUUCAUUCAGUCACAACGAUAUUCAUUCUGUUGAUUAUUCCAUUACUCUUCUUACGAACAUCACAACACUUGACCUUAGUCAUAAUCUGUUGACAGAAGUACAAUACUUAGAGGAGCUGAUCUUUUUAACAGAUUUAAACCUUUCGUACAACGAGAUUAGACAUCUGGCAGAGUUUCCCUAUCGUGUUCCAAGUGUUAGCAAGUUGAACUUAGCUGGAAAUGGAAUACAGAACAUAGCUGGUUUAGAGAAGAUGUACGCACUUGAACAUUUAGAUUUAUCGAAUAAUUCCUUGUAUGAGGUCCCGGAUGUGUUGAUCCUGGGUAAUCUACCAUUACUGACAGCACUGCAUGUAAAGGGAAAUCCCCUAACAGACGUUCAUAAUCAUAGGGUGCGAAUUUUUGCUCAAUUUGGUGGUAGAGCCAAGGAAGUGACUUUGGACGGGUAUGCAGCAAACAAACGAGAAACGAGCAAGAUCACAGACAUGUUAACUUCGCAAGACAACUUCGAUGUAAUUAGCGAUGACCUCGUUGCUCCAUCUUCUCCAGUGAUCAACGAGCCAGCAAGUCCUUACAAGUUUUCCUCUCCUGUGGUUAAUGAUACAUCGAGUUCACAAAAGCUGUCGUCGUCCGUAACGUCAGCCACACGUUCGCCAAGAACGAAGAAGAAGGACCGAAUAGUUCAAAUAAAACCUCCAUCUGUUUCUGCUGCAAACACGGAAAGUUUAAGCAAACUGGAACACGAAGAGGAAAACUUUCGCGAACAAAUCGAAAAGCUCAGAGAUCAUGCUGGUGAUUCGUGGUUGACGUUUUAUAAUGAAAUGGUUGAUGAAAAAACUGGUAAUGCGGAUUCUAGUGACAAGCUGGAAGACGAACAAUGUAAAACACCAGAGGUGGAGAGUGUAACAAAUUGUAAGGAGUUAGAAGAAAGUAAACCCAAAAAAUGCAGCGAUCAACUAGAUAAGAAUGUUUUAGAAGAAACUGAUGCUCCCAGCACAGAAAAACCUCCGUACAUACGUUUUCUCUCAAUUGACGAGAUCGAUUUGGAGUUAUCGGACGAACUGAGAGCUGGUGUAAAAACAGUGAUUCGAGAUGGGAGCGAUUUAAACAACGAAACUUUUUUGAUUCAAGAAAAAAACAACGAGGGAGAAGUGCAGGAACGUAUGGUAGCAGUUGAUGUGGAGAAAAAAGCACUGAUGGAGAUCGAUUUCAACACAGGAGCAACACUUUCAAAUUACCAACUAGAGUCAAUUCGUGGCCUUACAGUCGAUGAAGAGCAACAAAAUUAUAUUUUGCAAUUUGAAGCAAAGCGUUUGACCACGUCCACAGAGAACGAAAGCUAUGUGUUGGUGAAGCUACGUACAAACUCUGUGAAAGAUGCAGCAGGGUUGUAUGUACUGUUGAAAAGUUAUAACGGGAAAAAACAAACGCGGAGCCGUUCGCACAUCUUCACAAGCAUGUCUGGGUUAAUCGAGAAUCCUUUUAACACACCUAACGAAAUCUUAAUCGCUUUCUUUCAAGACUUUAUCCGCAAAACCGCGUUGUUAAAAAGAAAUAGCCAAUCUAGAGAUGCUCAACGAGACACGACCAGUAACUAUGAGAACAUUGAUGUGGGUGUAUCUUUGUUAAAACAUGUUGUUGCUGAUUCAUCGAGUCAAGAUGUGGUCUCGAUGUUGUGGGUGGGUUGUUUACCGUAUCUGUUUCCCGAUGAGGAGAUUCCUGUAUGUGUUGUCAUGACGACGUUGAAUGUUUUUCUUUUUCGUGUGUUUUUUCCUGAGAAAGGAAAGGGUUUGGAAACCAUGGAGGAACUUCAAGAGGCAAUGCAUUGUUUUUACAGCUUUCCAUUAAAGCAAAUACGAGAGAUUGUUGUGGGUUUGUUUGACCAAGGAUUACGAGUAGAAGUUGCUGAGGAGGGACCACGCGGUACGUUUGUGUUUUUAACUCGCGAUGCGAGUAAAACUGCGCAGUUUCUCGACGCUCUAUCGUCAGUGCUGGGGUUUAGAAAUGAGAAAGACCUUGUACAAACCAAGACAAGACUGAGUAAUUCCGACGAACUUCCUUGUGUUGAUUUACCAACUGUUGUGUAUCCCGACGAGAAUAAAAUCAAUGCUCUAAAGAUUCAAUUACAAGAACAAGAGUUAUCGCCUUUAGACAAUCGCGAGAAUUUAAUCUCCUACGGUAUCGUGUACGAAUAUCGCGACGAUGUCAAUUAUGAAUGCUAUGACGAAUCUUCGAUGCCGUUCUUACGCAGUUUAAUUCUCACCAACGUACGACUUAUUCUAUGCGAAGAGGACUAUGUGCACUGGCCCUUACCAUCGUAUGUUCGUUCGGCUCCGUUUACACCACAGUGGCUUGUAGACGAUGUUGAAGCCGUGGAUGCCAUCAUCGGUGUGGAUUUAUGGGAGAACAAAGAUGGUAAGAAAUGCAUGACUGGUUGUUACGGCGUCUCCAUAACGUUUGAAAGCAAAGAAACGACAAGUGACGCGUCUAAAGCUGAUGGCGACAGCGUGUGGAAUUUGUUGUUUCAGUCGAUUAACGAACGUGAGCAGUUCGUACGGUCAAUUGCAUGCUUAUGGAAAAACAAUUUCGAUCGGGAUUUAAAAAUCACAUAUUCAAAAUCAGGAUUGGCGUCGAAAGGCAUUGCAGCGGCGUCAGUAAAAGGCCAUGUGAAGAAGAACUCCGGAAAUAUCAGCAUUCCGUCAACACAGACUUUAGACUCGCCGGAUAUGUUUGUUAAUUUAGACCGGUCGCGCUUAAACGAACUCUUCCGCAACAAGAUUUCGCAAGACGAAGAUGCUAACGUUACCGGAGUACAGUUUGUGACGUGUGUCGGAUGUAAACCGUAUAAAUAUCCCGACGUUGAAUUUAAUGUCGCAUUGAUUUUGGGAAGAUUUAACAUAUAUAUCGUUUGUUCUUCUCAGAACCGAAAAUAUAUUUUAGCCAAUAAUCGAUUUGAAGAUGAAGGGGGCACCAGCUCUCUAUAUACAACUGUCGUCAAAAUAUCGACAUUACAACAAGUUGUCGUCGGCUUAUUUGAUCAAUGUUUUCGACUGGAAGCUGGCACACCGGAGCACACUUUUGUUUUUGUUACUCGUAACUUUGAUCGUACUAAUGAAUUCGUACAAAGAUUAAGCCAGUUCAUUUUAGCUUUGCCAAAGGAAAUGAAUGUCGUUGACUCUAACGGCACCACUAACCGACGCCGUACGGCUGCCGAAAUAUUUCAGCUUUACAAACGGGACGAAGAAUCGGAUCAAAAUUACUACCCGAAAUCUGAAUUUAUUCAUCCGAAUAGUAACAUAAAAUUUGUUUAUCCCAGCGACGAGACACUGGAGAAGUUACGAUAUAAAAUUCUUGAUCACAUCCGAAUCAUGGAGCUGUUUCAAGCAGAUGAAGAUUUUAGCGUGCUUUUGUAUGCCUUGAUAUUUCAACAUGUGAACGAACAGACUGUCCCAUACACAGUUGUAGUAAGCGAGAAAUUUUUAUGCAUGAUCAACGAAGACCGUGUGAACUAUCCGUUACCGUCAUUUGUAAAUGAACUGCCUGAAACAACGCAAUAUGAAGUUGUCGGUGUGGAGCUAUUAUCCGCUUUGCUCAGAAUCGAGUUUGACGAGUUUCAUUCAGGCGCAUUUUCAUUGGUGUUUAACAAAGAAGCUGUCGAUCCAACCUCCUACGAAGCGCGUUUUCAUACGUCGAGUGUGGAAGAUGAUGUUUGCCUAGUAACCGAUGUAAACACGACAAAAGACCAAUACAAGGAAGAGCACUUAGAGACAUGGGUUUUAGAAGCGUACUCCUACGUUGAGCGAGAGAAAAUUUUUAAUGUUUUAUCGAAAAUGUGGGCGAAUUUUUACGCUGGCAUGACGCUUCCCGUUUUGAGGAAAAAAACAAAAUUAUAAUAGGGUGUUACUAUACUCUUCUUGCUAGAAAAAACAUACUCUUCAAUUUUUAACUUACUUGUGCGUCGUCACCACCGCCCCUGUAUAUCACCGCGGUGGGUGUUAUUUCUAGCAAGCAAACAUAUACACAUUACGCUUUUUAAAUACUUUUGUCGCAGUAAUCUUCGCGCAUACUGAUUCGCACAAAAAUCUACAAAAUACGCGAUAUGGAAGUAUGUCUGGUUUGCACGUCUCGGUUUGGAUAACUAAUUAGAAAGGCUAAUUUUUAAAUUUAAUAAUUCACUCAAACGUUUUAGUUUUUACUUGUCUGUUAACUUGAAAUUCGCGUGAAUUUUAAUUUCGCGCGGUGACGCUCUGCGAGAUUUUCUGAUUGUGCUAAUUUCAGUAAAAGUAAAGUAUUAAAAAUAAAAAAAUAAAAUUAUCUAAUUAUCCUUUAAAAUACCAAAAUCAUACGCGCAAAAAACUACUGAAUUUACUGCGCUAAAAUUAACGUGCGAAAUUAAACAGGACGAGGCGUGAAAAUUGCGACGGUUAUCUCGAAUUUUAUAUUUCUUCGUGAGAAUAUUUUUCUAUUAUGUUUUUUUUUUUUUUUUUUUUGAUUUAUUUUCUUUGAAUGCUAUUUCUGGACGUCCAUUUUGAGAGAGAAAGAAAAAGAAGAGUACUUGUACGUUACAAUUUAAUUUUUAAUCCUUGAUCACAUAAUAAAAAACUUUAUGAGCGACUUUAUUUGUUAUAGAAACAGUGGAAAAAUUCUAGAAACUAAUUUCUGGUCUUGAUUUUAUUAUUCUUUUAUCGUUAUUUUUGUGAUUACGUGAACAAUAUAAUAUGUCUUAAUUUGAAAAUUGUAAAUAAAGUAUGUAAUAAAACUAACCGGGUGCACUAUUUUUUUCUACCUUACAUGAAUAUUUUAUGGCCAUUUUACAGCUGUGUUUUUC